This is a messenger RNA of Entrophospora candida, 279 nucleotides long. NCBI's taxonomy places the organism in Eukaryota, Fungi, Glomeromycota, Glomeromycetes, Entrophosporales, Entrophosporaceae. The record is from the annotation of a GenBank genome assembly.
AUGCCUCAUUGGAAAAAAAACCAAGAUCCGAUAAUUGGUCGUGAACCAAAUUCCUCGGUGGUUUUUCAUGCAUUACCUAGACAUGAUAAAGAUUUGCCACUCGACGCAAUGGAGGGAAAACCCCUAACAAAAGAAGAUAAAUGGCAAGACGAUGAACAUCUUGUACAUCCCCCUGCUUCAAACGAUCCAAAAGGAAUUGUCGGUCGUUUACAAAAGGAUGUGGAGGAAGAAGACAAGAGGAUCAACAUCUCGAAAGCAGAUUUAAACAAGAGGCAGUAA